GAUGAUCGAGGCUGGAGGACAAGGAACGCAUGGAGAUUGAGUAGAAAUUCCAAGAGUCCACACAGUAGAGCCACAUUCAGAGCUUUCAUCUUUGGGUCUGCACCGCUAGUAUGGUGCAGAGCGAGAGCAUAAGCACACGAUUCUGGCGUUUAACGUUGGGAUGUCUACUGCAGUAGUACAGCAGGCAUUGAGCGAGCGAGCAUUGCAAAUAGGUGGAGAGAAUCAAGGGAUCAAGGAAGCUCGGCCUCAGACAGAGGACCUGGAAGCUAGUGAGCAGUGAAGGAGUGAGUAAGGGAGGAGAAAGCAAGAUCCGAAAGGAGAGCCAGCCAAGAAGAGCUGGUCGAGCCCUCGGGCUGUGAUCAGUAGAGGGUAGCGCGGUGCAUGCGCCGGGGAUACUGUUCCUGAUCUUUGUGCUUCAUAGAGCAAGAUGGGAGUCUUCAGACCGGAUGCGGAGUACACUGGAGAAGUACAUUUACAGUACCAAGUGAGUAGAAUGCUACAAUAGCCGCAGGCAUUCUACUGACUUGAUACUCUCUUGUGUAUUCUUCAAUGUUCUUCGCAACUUCCGGUCUGACCAUCCACCAGAUAUCGGAGCCGCGAUGUUACUCCAGACUUGGAUCAUAUGGUGCACCGUCACUCAUCCAAAACAGUCACUCGUCCAAAACAGUCGUGCAGCGAAAACAUAAAGGUCCAAAGAAAUGGAUCUUCAUCGGAUGUAUAAUAGAGCAAGCUCGGAAUUUUGAUAGGAUGCACGAUUGGUUGCAUGAUUAUCACAAGAAAGGGUGCCUGACGUCCUCCGUGCCAAUGGUCACUAUGAACAAUACUUUCAGAGUGGACCCUCGCAACGUCGAGAACAUUCUCAAAACCAAUUUCAGCAACUAUCCCAAGGAUCUGUUCAUGCUCUUGACGCUGGACUCCAUUUGUAGGGUGGGAUUCGGAGUGGACAUUGGCAGCCUUUCCCCCUCGCUGCCGGCCAUCCCGUUUGCAAUCGCCUUCGAUGAAGCUAACAGAUUGAUCGUCAGGAGAUACAUUGACCUGUUCUGGAAAUUGAAGCGCACUCUGAACAUCGGAGGCGAGGCUAAGUUGAAGAAAUGUAUCCACGUAGUUGAGUCUUUCAUAUACAAAGUAAUCGAAACCGGCCGAGCUGAAAUGAGCGCGACAUUCACCCUCGAUCAGCAACACCAUACAGGAGUGGAUAUUUUCUCCCGUUUUAUGUCGAUCACCGAUGGGGACCAGACCUGUACGGAUGAGCGAUUGCUCGAUGUUGUCAUCAAUUUCAUCUCGCCGCUAGUUUCGGCGAGAAGAGUCUUAGAACUUGCCCAGACAUACCAGAGUCUCAGGAGGAUGCACUAUCUGCACACGCAGCCACUGAAGCUCUGCGCCUCCACCCUGCAGUGCCUCUGGAGACCAAAGUGGCCGCAGCCAACGAUAUGUUCCCUAUCGGAACCCGAAUUAAGAAGGGAGAUUUCGAUAGUGUGAGAUACGAGGUUGAAUUCCAGGUGGCUUUUACUUUUAGAGUUUUUGUAGUUUCUAUUGUUUAAUAUCGAGUUAAAUCUCCCAUUAGUUUCCAACUUCUAAAUCUGUUCAAUAAGAUCAAAUACGUCACUAUUCCCAAUAGUAAUAACUUCAAGAGUAAUUUUAGACUCAAAAUUACUAUCAUGGUCUCUAUAUAUGAAACUAAGAAAAUGUA
Messenger RNA from Marchantia polymorpha subsp. ruderalis, 1690 nucleotides. NCBI's taxonomy places the organism in Eukaryota, Viridiplantae, Streptophyta, Marchantiopsida, Marchantiales, Marchantiaceae. The record is from the annotation of a GenBank genome assembly.